UGUAGAUAUUUGAAAAUCGAAAGUUCGCCGUUGAAACUGAAGUCUGAAAACAUCUUGUCUGCUUCACAGAUUUUCUGUGGUUUCCGAAAAACUUCGACGGGAUCGUAAAAUCCCGUCCAAAGAGGUAUCCCGAUACCUCCAAAGUAUUCAUUCGCUCAGUCAAAACCCAAUAAACUUCUCGUUUCGAUUUACAUUUCUUCAAACCUGCCGGGCCACUUUCCAGUCAAGAGACGCCAACAAGACAAACAUGGGCAAGAAAAAGAACAAGAACAACCCAAUCGUCGGUGAAUUUGCCCGCUACUUUGGCGAGAACACUCUCGAAAACUGGCAGCGUUUGUGCCGGGACAUUGGCAUCCACAAGGAGCUUCCAAGCAUUACUAAAUGUCGCGAGGUCCUGAGAUCGGUCCAUGUCAACAUCUACGACCUCCUAGAUGCCGUCCGGCAGGGAACCACCCCGCAACGCUUUGGAAACCCCCGCCAGCUGGCGCAGUACUCGGUUGCUAAUAGAAAGAUCUAUCCGAGGCACAUGGCGGAGAAGGAUAAAGUGGGACCAGUUAGGGUGUUGUUGAGAGGCUUCUUUGGGGGGGAUUGAUAGGGUAGCGCGUAUUAAAAUGAUUGCUGAAUAGAGAUGGAAGGGAGGACGUCUGUGAAAGGGAGAACAUAAGAGGGGUGUGGAAGGGAUGUGAUAGGCUGGAUGAUGGGAUGGAAUCUGAUGGAUAUGUUCCAUGAGUUGGUUGAGGAAGGGCAUGUGAGUGAUGAGUAACUUGUAACUUGAAAGAAGAAGAAUACGGUAGGAGUCUUUGGCGAUGUGCCCAGGCUUCUUUUAGAGAGUCCUUGUGUGAACUGAGCGAUUGGCUUGUCAAUCCUCGAUGCUUUCCGUAUUCAACGACGCAAUUCAUUGGAUAGGUAGACAGUUGGAUGAAGUGUCUUUGAUUUCUCCAUUUAAGGUCAUCCAC
This is a messenger RNA of Neurospora hispaniola, 956 nucleotides long. RefSeq lists its product as uncharacterized. The transcript is spliced from 2 exons. The coding region runs from base 248 to 592 and encodes 114 amino acids. The record is from RefSeq and is a predicted model, not a curated record. Lineage: Eukaryota; Fungi; Ascomycota; Sordariomycetes; Sordariales; Sordariaceae.